Messenger RNA from Cuscuta epithymum, 2029 nucleotides. NCBI's taxonomy places the organism in Eukaryota, Viridiplantae, Streptophyta, Magnoliopsida, Solanales, Convolvulaceae. The record is from the annotation of a GenBank genome assembly.
GUGCGCUGUUGUGUAAUAGUAUUGCUAUUGGAAGAGAAGGUGGCGUACCACCGCUAAUAGCAUUGGCGAGAUCUGAAUCUGAGGUUACUUUCAAUUCGCUAAAUGAAAUACUUCCAUUUCUUCCCUAUGUUCUUCUACUAUCCUUAAGGUUUAAAUAUGUCCUUGUAAAAUUAUUUUGUUGUUGUUCAUCCUUGUAAUCUAUGUGGGUUUUCAUUUUAGUCCAUCACCGACGAUAACAACCUCCGUUUGACAAAGAAACAACCUCAGCUAAUAAGUUUCCUCUCAUUCUUUGUCAUGUUAUCCAAAAAGUAUUUAAUUUUAUUUUUUAGAAGGUUGUUAAUACAUAUUUUAAAAAUGUGUAUAAUUAGUUUUACAUUGAUUUAACUCAUAUUUGCCUCAACAAAUUAUAAAAAGAUAAAUUUAAAAGUUUUUAGUAGUAUUAUGCAACCAACAAUAAUUUUUUUCUCAAUGGAGUGAUUUCGUAGUUAGAGAUGGACUAAAAACAAAAUAGUAUAUAUUAGUAAUAUUACAUGGAUGAAAAAGAAAAAAAAGUUAUUUUGCAGGGACCUAAAGUAAAGUGUGACAUAUUAUGAAAAUUCCUAAAAUGAAAUAAAAAAAAUCUAGGGGGUAAUUUCCAAUCAUGCCCGUUUUAUUAAAUUAAAACUGUUUAUACAUAAAGAGGAAACUGCACUUAUGAAUGCAAAAAGGGGUAAUUGUGUGGGAUGGAUGAGGUAAUAAUUAAUUAAAAACAAAUGUUUCAUAAUGAUUGAGCAUCCAUUCUAUUCUUUUAUUUCUUCCAACAAUAAAAUAUAUGGAACUUUUAAAUUUUGAGCAUCCAUUCUAUUCUUUUAUUUCUUGAAACAAUAAAAAGUAUGGAACUUUUAAAUGAAAUUGACUUGCUGUAUUGAACCGGACCCAGAGUUUGUUUAAAGCCUUCUUGGAUCAUUUUUGAAUAUCAAUAAGCUUAUUAUUAUGCUCUAUCAGGAUGUCCAUGAGACAGCAGCUGGAGCUCUUUGGAAUCUUGCCUUCAAUUCUGGCAAUGCUCUUCGAAUUGUAGAGGAAGGGGGUGUUCCUACCCUAGUUCAUCUUUGCUCUACUUCUGUCUCUAAAAUGGCACGAUUCAUGGCUUCAUUGGCUUUGGCAUAUUUGUUUGACGGAAGAAUGGAUGAAGUAGCACUAAUAGGGAGCUGCUCAUCAGAGAACAACUCAAAGAGUGUGAAUUUGCAUGGGGCAAAAAGAAUGGCUUUGAAGCACAUUGAAUCUUUUGUGCUUGCCUUCUCUGAUCCACAAUCUUUCUCUGCUGCUGCUGCUUCAUCCUCCCCUACAGCUUUGUCUCAAGUAACUGAAACUGUGCGCAUUCAUGAGGCUGGCCAUCUUCGAUGCAGUGGAGCUGAGAUUGGGAGAUUUGUUAAAAUGCUUCAAAAUCCAUCUUCUAUUCUCAAGGCAUGUGCGGCAUUUGCUCUUCUUCAGUUCACGGUUCCAAGUGGACGGCAUGCGAUGCAUCACGUGAGCCUAUUGCAAAGCCCGGGUGCGUCGCGUAUAUUGCGUGCAGCGGCAGCGUCGGCAAGUGCCCCGCUCGAAGCAAAAAUAUUUGCGAGAAUUGUAUUGCGUAACUUGGAGCACCAUCAGACUGACUCUUCGUUGAAAUAGUAGCUGCUACAUGUUAGUCUCCCCACCCCGCUCCCUCAAAUUAUAUAUGUAUUGUGCAUUGUUUGGUUUUUGUGUUUGCUUAUGUAUAUUGGUACCUUUCAUGCCCACCAACUGUUGGCUUGGAGCGUUGUUUGUAUCUAUUUUAGGUAGAGUUGUGACUUGUGACAUAGAAAGAUAUCAUCGUGGGAAGGCAUUGUGGUACAUAGCCCAGUUCCUUGAGUUUUUUUCAUGGUUUAUCCUAUAAAGUAUAAACACUCUUUUUUUAGACUAGAAAGUGUUGCUUUCCUUGUAGUGCUGCUUACAGUUUUUUACAUGUCAGCCAGUUCAUAAAGCUAAAUAGUUACUAUGUAUUUUACUUGUCACACCCAUAGUGGCGUUU